Molecule: messenger RNA, 2351 nt
Organism: Eucalyptus grandis
Lineage: Eukaryota; Viridiplantae; Streptophyta; Magnoliopsida; Myrtales; Myrtaceae
Product: protein IQ-DOMAIN 1
Exons: 2
Coding region: 1720-2136 (138 amino acids)
Molecular function (GO): protein binding
Source: RefSeq, a predicted model, not a curated record
AGUUUGACCUGGCAUGAGGCAUUAGGCUGGUUGGUGCAAGUAAUCUUCUAACGCAAGUACACUUGCUAUCACAACUUUGAGCUUAGGAGAGAUCUCACAUCCAUUUUCCUAAAGUUCACUAGAAAAAGAAAGUACCCUGGUGUUGUGUGGCCUCCUAAGAAUCCAACUUACUAAAAGGUUUCACUAAGAUAUGGAGAUAUUGACACAAACAGUACAUGAACUUUUAAUUUGUUCAAUGUAGUCUCUAAAACUUUAACCUAACGUUCAAUGUAGUCCAUGAACUUUUAGUUUGCUCAAUGCAAUGCCUAAAUUUUGAUAAUAUUUAAUGUGUUUCUUUCCUUAAUUAAAGAUAAGGGACAAUAUCAAACAUUUUUAGAUUGUUCAGGGAUUAAAUUGAACAUGUAUCAAAAGUCAAAAUUUAGAGACUAUUUAUGUCAUUUUUCCUAACAUAUCAUAUGGAAAAACAUUGCAACUUUUCAUUUUGCAACUAUGAGUGAGCUUAUAUAAUUUUAACUGAAAACACGUAAAAGAAUCUCGAGUUAGUAAACUUUGUUUUGUAGUAGUUCAUUUCCAUGUCCCUUCAUAAACUCUUCCACAUGCACGAAAUAAUUACACAAAUGGCUUUUCAACUUUGACCCUAUAUACAACGUAGUCCAUGAACUUUUUAAUUUAUUAAUGUAAUUCUUGAAGUUUAGCUCAAUAUGUAUUGCUAUUCAUAAACUUUCAAUUUAUUUAAUAUAGUCAUUGAACUUUCGAUAAAUGUUCAAUCUAGUCUGAUACUAUGUGAAAAUAUCAAAUGUUGUCCUUCCAUUAAUUUAAGUUAAUGGAAUUUACCGAUUGGAAUUUCAAUCUAGUACAUUUGAAAGGUAGACAACAAAUAUCGUUACACACAGAUUAUCCACAUAAGAUAUUCAACUUGAAUCCAAAUAUGAUAAUAAAUGUCAUCAAGUAAUAUGGACAAGCAUUUUUCUAAAUUGUAAUAUGCAUAAUUAUUUUUCAAAUUAAAGAAAGUAAAAUAUUAUUGUGCUCUGAUUUGAGUUGAAUAUUUAAUGUGAAUAAUCCAUGUGUAAAUUAUUAUGCUAGUCCACCAUUCAAACCUACCGGAUUAGAAGCUAUAACAGCAAAUUCCAUCUACUUAAAUUAAUGGAGGGACCACAUUAAACAUUUUAAUAUGUUUCGGGGACUAAAUUGAACACGUAUAAAAAAUUCAAGAAUCGCAUUGUACAUUGAGUCAAACUUCAUGUACUAUUUGCGUUAUUUUCUCUAAAUACAACAAUGAAGUAUAGUUUGCUCUACUCUUUCAACAGUCAUUGGCUGGAAACACCAAAAUUGCCCAAGAUAAUAAAAAGAAACUUUGCAAUUUUGAAAUCCGGAUUGAAAGAUUAGAUAAAGAUCUUGGAAAACCCUUCUUCUUCUUCUUCUUCUUCUUCUUUUUUUAAUGUUCAAUUGCUUCAUACUCACAUAACAUACGACAUAGGAAAUCAUCCGGCCACGUUAUACGGGUCUUGAGGAGAGAGAGUUGUUGUUCGGCAACUACUGACCGAACCAACCCUUUUCAGACUUCCUACUAAAGCAAGACAUGGUGCGCACAUCUAUCGUACUCCCUCUCUGCCACCAACCGCUAUUGUCACUGCCUUUUCUUUUCCCUUCCGGUAUUUGCACUUGAAGAAUAUGUACAGAGGUCCGAGGUUGAGCACAUAGAGAGAGAGAGAGAGAGAGAUGGGAUUAUCUCGGAAGUGGUUCAAGCUGAUCCGCAAGAAGUUCCGCGGAUCGUCUCAUAGGAGCAUCCUCACCAGUAGCGAUGGCGACCGCAGUCCUAUAGGAGAAGCGUUAAUAGCCGAUCGAAUCAGCGAGGACUUGCUGGACCGACAGGCCAUCCUGCUGGAUGAACCGUCGCAGCAGCGACAUUUCACUGAAGAAGAGCUCGCGGCCAUCAAGAUCCAAUCGUAUUUCAGAGGGCAUCUUGCGAGACGGGCAUUUAGAGCGCUGAGGAGCCUCGUGAAGCUGCAAGCCUUGGCUCGGGGCACGUAUGUGAGGAACCAGGCGCAAAUAGCGCUGCGGUGCAUGCACGCGCUAGCACGAUUGCAGGUUCGAGUUCGCAUGCGGCAGCUUGUCGGAAUGUAUAUUGAUAAAUGAACAGCAUGCGAAAUUUUCUCAGGACAUGCGACCAUUGCUGUAACAAAGGAUCAUGCUAAGAUGCUGUCUGACAUUGUGAAUAAUGCAGAUGUUUCGACACUACUGUUUCGAAAGGCGCGACACUGUGCAACAUUUCUUUUUUUUUUUCCCUGAAUAGUUGUUUGACCAUGUCGAUGCUUAUGUUUAGUAAUUCUGAUUCCUAGCCAACGUUUUUU